AUGCUCUUGAUGUUCAGUGUGAUUCCGGUUACUGGUGAUGUUAGAUAUACCAAGCACCAAUGUGAGAUCAUUUUUAGAACUGCAACAAUGGUCUGUGACAUCGACCCAAAAUCUAAUAGAAUUUUCGUGGAUGCUCCGUGCAUUUCAGAUAUUCAGAAUUUUAUGGUUGAAGAAGACGUCUUGACAGAUAUAAUCGGAUUUGUUGCUUCCGUUGGAUAUCUGAGGAAAAAUGAGGAUGGUUAUCGGACGCUGAAGUUCAAUCUUAUCGAUGAAAAGUGA
Messenger RNA from Microthlaspi erraticum, 279 nucleotides. NCBI's taxonomy places the organism in Eukaryota, Viridiplantae, Streptophyta, Magnoliopsida, Brassicales, Brassicaceae. The record is from the annotation of a GenBank genome assembly.